GCGCGGCCAAGAGCAGUGCUGCAGCCACGGCAACUGCAAGCAGGAGCGAAGUUCUUGAAGCCGCGGUCGGAUUGGAGGAUGGAGUUGGAGCAAAUCCCGCCACUUGCUGGCCACGAGGGAAGCCUGCCUACACAACCGAGUACACUGAGGAGUACGACCUGGCAGAUCCGAUUGGUUCCUUUAACCGAGUUGGCCGGCAGAUUCUGAAGGAGAUGGUUGACGAGCUCCCCGCACUCUACGAGCUGCCUCAGAAAGAGGCGAAAUGGGUGGAGGAUUCGCUGGAGUACAACACGCAAGGCGGGAAGAUGAAUCGCGGCCUUAUCGUCGUUGAGACUGGAGUGGCGAUCAUGAAGCACCAGGGCCGGGAGCCCACGAACGCUGACCUGAAUCGCUUCGCUGUGUUGGGCUGGGCAGUGGAGUACCUCCAGGCCUGCAUGCUCAUGGCUGAUGACAUGAUGGACGGCUCGGUGACCCGACGCGGGAACCCUUGCUGGUACAGGCUCCCCCAUGUCGGCCUGCUGAAUACCAACGAUUUCUUGAUGGUGGAGAUGUUCGUCUACAAAAUCCUCAAACGACACUUCGGCCAGGAACGCAUCUUUCCUUGGCUUAUGGACCUUUUUCUGGAGACAACUUUCCAGACAGAAUGCGGUCAGCUGUUGGACUCGAUCUGCGCCAACUGCGAGUUGGAGGAGCUGACGACAGAGCGCUGGACGCUGAUCGUGAAAUACAAGACGGCUUUCUACUCCUUCUACCUCCCGGUGGCUCUCGCAAUGCUGGUCACGGGUGUUCGUGACAAGAAGGCCUUCGACACUGCGCGGGAUGCGUUGCUGCUGAUGGGCAUCUACUUCCAGGCCCAGGAUGACUACUUGGACGCCUUCGCGAGUCCGGAGGUACUCGGCAAAGUCGGAACUGACAUCCAGGACAAGAAGUGCAGCUGGCUGUUCGCCCAUGCCUACCACGAGCAAAGCACUCCGGAGGCAAUAAAAUUCUUGGACGAGCACUAUGGCAAAUGUGAGGUUGGCAGCCAAGAAGAGUCCAAGAUCAAGGAAAUCUACAGAGAACUCGGCCUGCAGGAGCUGUUCCAAGAGUACGAGGAGGAUGUGGAGAAUCGCCUGGAGGACUUCAAGUCCCAGGUCAAAGCGGCAGAUUUGCCGUGGUCGGUCUUCGAUCGGUUUUUCCAACUUAUUCACAAGCGCCGCAAGUGA
Symbiodinium necroappetens is the source of this 1205-nucleotide messenger RNA. The record is from the annotation of a GenBank genome assembly. NCBI's taxonomy places the organism in Eukaryota, Dinophyceae, Suessiales, Symbiodiniaceae.